UUCAGGCUGGUCUCUUCCGUGUGUGACUUUUACGUUUAUUUUUUUAAUUUCUGAGCGAAAUUAUAAAAUGUAUACUGUCUCAAAAGGACCUAGCAAGAUUGUCGCUAAAACUCGACGAGGUCUCUCACAGAAUCUAGAAAGACUGGACAGCCGCAAGGAUCAUAGCAGGAAGUCUUCGGAGUCCGACAAUGGCGAGAUUGUCAACAUGCCCAAACCAGUGUUCCAUUCCAACGGCAAAAAAACAGUUCACCAGAGAAUACAACAUCAUGUGAUCACACCACAGCAUGAAGAAAUCAUUAGAUUUAUAAGUGAAACUUGGACACAAACAGCAUAUGGCGAAAGUGAGCCUACAACACCAACUAGUACAAUUGGGUCAGGAUCAGGCAGCUCGUCACCCGCACCGCCCUCCAACCUGUACUACCAAGACGAUGCACCCAGCGCUGUCCUGCGGGACUUCAAGCCGUUCGACCUGGAGACGUGGUGGGGCAAGCGACUCUUCCAGAACAUCACAAACUCACUCUGAGUCUCCAACGGCACACUCACAGGGACACAAGAGUUGUCGGUAGCGUAAGUCACAAUCAUCUGAAGUUUACUGAAUUUUAUAAUUAAUUAAAUUACUGCAAUGCACAUCAAGAAAAGUAUUAUAACUACAAUUUUAUGUAAUACUUUCAAUUGUGGUUUUUAUACAUUUUUAUACUCUGGUUAAGAAGUGCUGGCAUUUCUUUUCAUUUUCAAAGGAAACUCAUUAAAAAAAUAUUAAGUACACAAGAAACUCAUUGAUAAUACUAAAUAUCUGAGUUAACAAUGUAUCGAAUAUUCUUCAAAUAUGAAGAAGAUAUAAUCUAGAUCGUUUUUUGUAUGUUUAUUGCUUUACUUUAAAAAUCUGUUAUCAAAUAGAUGUUUAUUUUUAAAAGUUUUUACCAGUAGAUAUUUUCUUUGCUUUAUUUUUGCUGUCAUUUGAAAUCUUAUAAACAUGUAGUUAGUAAGAAAAGAUUACAAAAUUUAGUAAUCUACAGUUGAUUGUGGAUCUCAAUAGAUAUUUCAUAUCGUAAGUGAAAAUUUCCAAACGCUCAAUUUCCUUUUGCAACUUGAAAUAUGUUACAGCGAACCAAUAUUCUUUAAGAUUGUUACGUUGAUCAAAUUUUAUAAAAUUUUGUUGAUACAUUUGUUACUGGUUAAAAUGUAUAUGAAGCAAAGAAAUAUACCAAAGAGAACAGCAUCCUAUACAUUAAAAAAGUUAUAAAAUUAUUAAAUUCCUAAACCUGUAAAAUUUCCUUGAUCUACAAACAGAUUUAUUGUAUUAAUAUUGUUAAUCCUAUGUUAGCCAUUUUAAAAUAGUAAAAGAUUCAUAGACAAUUAUAAAACGACGCUGGGUAAUGUUUAAACCAGUCAGGACUUGACCCUGAGAAUGAGUUCGAAUUUUGUUACAUACCUAAAUACUUUAUAUAAUAGAAUAAUAUAAAAGAAUCAAUUACAGAUCGACCUUACUUUUAUCCCAUUUUACAAAUAUUUUAUUUACUAUUUAUUUAUAAAAUAUGUAUUUUAAAAGAAUAUAAAAAGCAGGACAUCGAAAUAAUUUUACUAUGAUCUGCUCUUAAUAAAUCGGUGGUAUAUAAAUUAAAAUUAUGUAUAAAUAUUACUAAAGCUACCAUAUUAAUUAAUAUCAAUAUGUAUUUUAUAUCGUUUUAUACAGAAAAUACACAUUUGCUAAGAUGGUUACUAUAAAUUUUAUAUUUAACAUGUAUCAUAAUUUCAUUAACUGCAUGAAUAUAUUGUCACCUUCAAUUUUCUCAUGAAAUGUCUUCAAAAUCUAUUAUAAUAACUGUUGAUCUGCUGGCGACAGUACAAUUAGUAACCUUAUUGUCUUGUAUUUAACGAUGAUAAUAAAUAAUUUUCAAUGCUGACUCAGCAGAGCAAAAUUAGAAAGCCUACUUCCUAGGUAACAUCAAAAUGGCCUAUCAUAGAUAAGAUAGACUUCAGUUAUCAUAUGUAAUAAUGAUUCGCUGUUGCCAAAUCGAUAAAUAUGCCGUCAUUUUAGUCCAUUUGUUAUAAUGAACUGUUAGCCAAUUAAAAUCAUGUGCAAUUUCACUAUUGUGAUCAGAUAAAAUAUUAAAUAUUUAUUUAUAUUUUUACCGCUUGGCAACGAAGAUUGUUGAAGUUUUACGAGAAAUGUUAUCAAAUAAUAUUGCUAUCAUUUCUUCAUGUGAUUGAUGCUAUUCGUACCUAAAUCAUUGAAAUAUUUAUAAUCAACCUAAUGUUAAAGUAAGAUUUUAUGGUAGCUUUUAUAACAAAAAUUAUUGAUUCAACUUAUGAUUGUGCAUGUUAUUGAGGUUGUUAUACUUAUAGGCUCUGUCUUAUAGAUUAUUUCAUAUUUUAUUUUUAUUGUACUCUGCGUACUCGCUAUACAAACAGAUUGUUAAACGUUACAAAAUCAUUGGUUAAUAAGUGCUCGAUGUUCGUGAAAGCUUAUACAUUAUUGUGAUCGUUACUGAAUAUUGUUGUUAUAUCAUGUUGAUGCAUAUUGUUUCUACGGGCUUCGUUUGCAAGCUGAACAAUGUCUUCCAGGAAAUUCUACAUCAAGUGUAAUCAUGUGUAAUAAGUAUGUAAAUUCAUUUAAACAAGUAUAAUUCGGUGUUCAGUCCAAAUAAAUCUGCAUGUUCUCAGUGAAAUCGGUCUAGUUAGUUGACUUCGUAAACAAUUAUUAACAAUUUCUGUAAAAAUAAAAAUACAUUAAUUAUAGCACAAAUCUUUUUGCAAAUUAAUUGUAACAUUUGAUUUGAAAUCAAUAAAUACAAAGUUGAGCUGUCGAAAAAUUAAUUAACUUCAUAGAUUUCUGUUGCUAUACAAAAUCUAUUAGGAAGUCACAUUUUUGAUAGCACUGACUGGUAAUAUGAAAUAUUCAGUUCAAGUUACCAGUUAGAGCUAUUCCGUUGUUUGCUAGUUGAUUAAGACUUAUUUGGACCUUUCACCUCUAUUUUAUGCUUGUUUAAAAGGAAAAUUGGUGUUAACUAGAUCGUUAAAUUGUCCUUACCUUGCGAUACUGUCCUCUCGUUAUUCUGUUCCUACAUCUUACUUUUUAUAUCGAAUUUGGUCGAUUGUACAAAAUUUGUAGGGUAUAAGAUCGGAAUUAGAAACGUUCUUCAGCCUGUUUCUUACAGAAAAUAAAAAUACGCUUUAUAGGUACAGUCGGGUUCAUAAAUAUAUUGGUAUUGCCAAUGUUUCAAAAUAUUAUUUAUUAGCCUUUUAACGAUAUAUUUCAAUACAAACUCAAACAUCAAUGAAAUGUAAUCUUAUAAACUGUUCAUAAACAUGUUGCGGUAGCGCAGUAUUGACUACGCUACUGUGCUACAAUAUUUUGAAACAUUGGCACUGCCAAUACUCGACUGUACCUACUACCCACUAAGGUAAGCUACUAAACUCACCCUGAUUUCACGAUUGUGAUAACUUCGUUGCUUUAAGUACCGAGUGCAUUUUUGUGGAAUUUAAAUACCUAGAUGCAAAAUCGUUAAUUCUUUCUGAUUUCAUGAAGAUUCCGAAAUGAAAUAGAAGUAAUAAAAAAUUACAGAUAAAAAUGGUUCCCCUCUGCGUAGCAAUAGAAGGAUGAAAGACGUUUGAUUCAAUUCUGAUCCUAUCAAGUAGUAUGUAUUCUUACCUACAUCCAAAUCCUCGUUCUCCUCAAUCUUAAUCUUUGGAAUAUUGGUAUUAUUUAUUACAUGACAAUCUGUCAUAAAUUGUUUCACUUGGCUUGUACAUUAUAUUGCGGAUAACUGUACCUAGCUCAUUUGUUGUUAAAAACUACCUUGUAUUUAUUUCCAUAAGGUGUAAUUUCAAAUGUUCUGAAAUAAGCAUCACAAUUAAUGUACAAAACAGGUGAUCUGUGCGAAGCAAUCUUAUUAUGCAAUAAGCAAUAAAUGCACAAAUGUAGUAUAGUUUUUAUCCUUUUAGAUGGAAUAUUUGAGUCAUAGUAGUGAUAUGGCAGGAGAAUAUUUUUAGACUGAUUUAGUUAUAAAAAGUUAUGCUUUUUGUUGUAGUUGAAUAAACCGUCUGACAAAGAA
Messenger RNA from Ostrinia nubilalis (European corn borer), 4055 nucleotides. Its product is annotated as MAPK regulated corepressor interacting protein 2. The record is from RefSeq and is a predicted model, not a curated record. Bases 68 to 523 code for a protein of 151 amino acids. The transcript is spliced from 5 exons. Lineage: Eukaryota; Metazoa; Arthropoda; Insecta; Lepidoptera; Crambidae.